AUGAGGGCUUCUGAUCCCCCACAAUGGAAAAAUAUGCCGGUGGUAAAGGGUAUGCCCCACGGAACAGCAUGGGGCCUGUUUGAUAGUGGCUGUGUGCGCGACGAGGUUGGAACGCUCAACCUCUUGACGCCAGAAGUUGUAGUUGAAGCAGGAAAGGAGAUCAAGACAGGAAAGAGUGUGAUUUUGAACUGGGGUCUCGAGCACGUAGCAGAACCUGGAUUUGGUCGGAUUAGAGUUGAACACAAUAUUAUUGACUGGAGGAAGACUCAACACUAUUACUCCUAUGAAGGUGAACGCGGAGAAAUCGUUGGAAGAGGUGUGCUGCUGGAUUACUGCUCCUGGGCCGAGCGUCAAGGUAUACAGUACAAUGCGAUGUCCCGUUAUUGCAUCACUGUGAAAGAUUUGGAGACCGUUGCAAAGGAGGAGGGUCUUGUUUUCAAACCAGGGGAUCUGCUGAUUGUCCAAAGUGGUUGGAUCAAGUGGUACAAUGAACAUGAUGAGGAUCGCAUCAAAUACAUAAUAAACGGAAAGGAGUAUGUCUGUGUCGAGGGCUCAGAAGAAUCUGUGGAGUGGCUAUGGAGCCAUUACUUUUCCGGAAUUGCUGGAGACGCAAUUGGGUUUGAGGCAUGGCCGCCGCAGCUCCCUCGCCGUAUACACGACCACAUAGCCCUUUGGGGAAUGGCAAGCACUCCAUGGAUGACCGAUAGGAGAACUUUGGAUCUCGAAGCAUUGGCAAAAGAAUGUGAGGCGCAGAAGUAUUGGAGCUUUUUCUUCUCCAGCGCGCCGUUGAACUUGAAGGGAGGAGUUUCGAGAACGCCAAAUGCAUUGGCAGUUUUCGAAGGCACGGCGCGAUUAGUUAUUGAUGCAUUAUUAAGAACGAUGAUGAUGUGGUAG
Molecule: messenger RNA, 894 nt
Organism: Lindgomyces ingoldianus
Lineage: Eukaryota; Fungi; Ascomycota; Dothideomycetes; Pleosporales; Lindgomycetaceae
Exons: 5
Coding region: 1-894 (297 amino acids)
Molecular function (GO): arylformamidase activity
Source: RefSeq, a predicted model, not a curated record